UUGUUCUUCUCAUGGGUUCUGAACGGUAUUGUUCAUGCACUGGUGAUAUUCUACAUUGGCUAUCAUACAUUCAAAUCUGAUGUGUUCUGGUCUCACGGACGGGUUGGUAAUCUACGAUGUUUUGGAACCGCAGUGAAUAUCAUGUCAUUGGUGGCAUUCGGUGGUUCGUUGGUGAUGCUGUCGACGUUCAUGUUCUCGUAUUGCCUAACCUCACCGGCCAGUCCAGUGGUUCGAGUCGACGCAGAAAUGGCCGAUAUCAUAUUGGAUAUACUCUAUUCGCCACAGAUUAUCCUCUUUAUAAUCAUAGCCACGUUUGUCGCGAUAUCUAUUGAUAUCCUAUUCAAUGCUAUUCAACGAUUACUAUACAACAGUUUGCAUGAUGAAGCGUUAUCGAAACAACUCAUUAUGGGCAAAAAAAUCGACGCUCUAUCAGAAUCAUUCACUAAAGUGCGUCAAUUCAUGAUGCGAACAUCAGAAUCUGCGUUGAAUCUUGUGAAUCACCCAUUCAAAACACGUGAGCUUAACUCUUUCUUCGAUGAAGGAGCCAUAGUGCCACAGAGUGAUAUUGUUCGUAUAUAUGAUUCACGAAUGCCGAAACAAGCCGGCAGUUCAAUUCGUAGUGAACGAUCGUUCAGGUACUCGGAUCGACUGUUAACGGUUGAUACAUCAUCGUUACAGAUGGAGAAGCAUUUUUCCAACGAUGACGACGUUUCGGAGUGGAACAAUCUCUCGAAAACNUUCGAAUUCAAGUUGUUGGCGACAAAUUAG
This is a messenger RNA of Anisakis simplex (herring worm), 768 nucleotides long. Lineage: Eukaryota; Metazoa; Nematoda; Chromadorea; Rhabditida; Anisakidae. The record is from the annotation of a GenBank genome assembly.